Messenger RNA from Nicotiana tabacum (common tobacco), 1662 nucleotides. NCBI's taxonomy places the organism in Eukaryota, Viridiplantae, Streptophyta, Magnoliopsida, Solanales, Solanaceae. The record is from RefSeq and is a predicted model, not a curated record.
AUGUCAAACCAAGUAACUGUUAGGGCACUAUUUCAAGAAAGGACAUCUCAGGGAAACUAUCCACUUCCAGCAGCAAAGUCUGAGAAGAAAGUUGAAGGACAAUCAUCCACUGAUCCAGAAGAUAUAGACGACUAUUCUGCUGAGCAAAUGACAGUAAUCCAAGUUAAUGCUAAGACACGAAAUCUGUUAUAUAAUGCAAUCAGUGGAGAAGAGUAUGAGAAAAUCUCAAGCUGUGAUACAGCUAAGAAAAUGUGGGACAAACUAGAAGUUACCUAUGAAAGAACGAGCAAAGUGAAAGAAACAAGGAUAAAUCUAUUGGUUCAUGACUAUGAGCUCUUUCAGAUGAAAGAUGGUGAAUCCAUUGAAGAAAUGUAUGCACGAUUCAACAAAAUCAUAGGAGAUCUGAAAGCUUUUGGUAGACCAUACUCCAGUGGAGAACAAGUUCAAAAAAUUCUAAGAACUUUUGAGAAUAAUGAUGCAGAGGCACUGGAAGAAGAAAUUGCCAUGGUCCCGAGAAAUAUGAAUGGAUUGAUGAGAAGAUGCAAAAACAAAAAAAGGGGAAGAAUGUCAUCCAGAAGAACCAGACAAUUCAAUGAACAAGACAAAAAUAAUGGAAAAUAUUUUGAAUGUGGAAGCUAUGGCCAUGUUCAAGCUGAAUGCCCGAAACUCAAAAGGAAAGUCUCCAGAGGUUUCAAUAAGAGCAAAUCCUUCAGAAGCUGGAGCGAUGAAGACAACUCAGAACAUGAAGAAAUAUCAAAUUUAUGUUUCAUGACCAUUUUGGAAAAUGAUAUGAACAAAUACUCUAGUUGCUGGACCGAUGAAGAUGAUAUUCUUGAUCUUAGCCUAAAAGAGUCUCAAAGAAUGUUAAAUGAAUUAAAGAGACUCAAUAGGGAAAAGAAUGACUGGGAACUUAAACUUGAAGUAUGUGAAAUCGAAAGAGAUGUUCUUCAAGAGAAGUUCAGGAAUUGCAAUUGCAACUCAAUGGCAUGCACAAAUCCACCAGUAACAGUUCUGUCAGGUCUAACCAAGCGACCUGUAAGUCAACUGGCAAACGACUUGCUAGAAAUGAUACUACUAGUAAAGACACCACUAGUAGAUCCAGUGAAAAAUCCAUCACUUCACACGACGAAUGACAAAAAUCUAUUCAAAGAAGUCACCAAAAUCAAUAGAGAAAAUGUCAAGUUUGGUGAUGACUCAAAAGGCAAAAUUGUUGGUACCAGAUCAGUCCUGUUUAAUAAUAACUGUGACAUUACUGAAUUUUAUCUUGUAGACGGACUACAUUAUAAUUUGCUAAGCAUCAGUCAACUAUGCGACUCUGGAUAUGAAGUGAAUUUCAAGAAAACUGAUUGUGCUAUUGAAGAUGAAUCAGGUAAAAUCAUUCUUCCAGGAAAAAGAACUGCCAGUAUAAGAGGAAAAAUUUAUGCUUUCGUUGUUGUUGAUGAUUACUCACGUUUUACAUGGGUAAUAUUUUUGGCUCACAAAGAUGAAGCUCUAAAGAACUUUGAGAUCUUCUGCAAAAAGAUAGAAAGAGAAGAUGAGUACCUUUUCUCAAUUAUUCAAAGUGAUCAUGGAGGAGAAUUUGAAAGCAGAUCAUUUGAAGAAUUCUGCAAUGAACAAGGAUAUACUCAUAAGCACCAAUAUCACCACAGCAAAAUGGGGUAG